Molecule: messenger RNA, 3837 nt
Organism: Oppiella nova
Lineage: Eukaryota; Metazoa; Arthropoda; Arachnida; Sarcoptiformes; Oppiidae
Source: the annotation of a GenBank genome assembly
AUGUUCGCCAUGGUACUGGCGAUUGGUCUAUUGGUCGAUGAUGCCAUCGUUGUGGUUGAGAACGUCGAACGGGUAAUGCAAGAAGAACAUGCCGGUCCAGUUGAAGCCACUGAAAAAUCGAUGAAACAAAUUUCAGGUGCUUUGGUCGGUAUUACCAGCGUAUUGACUGCUGUAUUUGUGCCAAUGGCAUUCUUUGGUGGUACUACGGGGCAUGAUCCAAAUCAAGAACCAAGCAAUAACAUUUUUGCGCGUUUCUUCCGUUGGUUUAACCGCAGUUUUGAAAAAGUAGCAGAGAAAUACCAAGGUGGUGUCAAUCUUGGACUGUACAAAAUGCUCCCCUCUUCUUUCUUACCAGAAGAAGACCAAGGCGUAGUUAUGACGUUGGUUCAGCUACCACCAAGUGCCAGCCUUGAACGAACAGAUAAAGUCAUCACAACCAUGACCGAUUACUUCUUAAAUAAGGAAAAAGCACAUGUAUGGCUUCUCAAGACAAACGUCUUGCAGGUGUUCGUCCAAAUGGUCAAGAAGAUACCCCUCAAUAUCAAAUCAACAUUGAUCAAGCGCAAGCUGGUGCAAUGGGAGUCACGUUCGGUUUCGGUGUAUUACCACUUGCUUUAUCAAGCGGUGCUGGUGCCGGUAGCCAACACUCAGUCGGUUAUGGUGUAUUGGGUGGUCGCACAACUUAAGCUCGCUGACCAAACAUUAAAAGCGCAGCUUGACUCUUAUAACCUCAACAAAAAACGUUUUGAUGUCGGUAUCGACAGUGAAGUGCCUGUUCGUCAGGCUCAGAUUUCUGUUGAAACCGCACGUAAUGAUGUUGCCAAUUAUAAGACUCAAAUUGCACAAGCUCAGAACUUGCUAAAUCUGCUUGUUGGACAAUCAGUUCCAGACAACUUAUUGCCAACACAACGUGUAACGCGUAUUACCUCAAAUGCUGCGUUCGCUUCUGGUUUACCAAGUGACUUGCUGAACAACCGUCCAGACGUCAAAGCGGCUGAAUACCAACUUUCUGCUGCUGGUGCAAAUAUCGGUGCUGCGAAAGCACGCUUAUUCCCAACCAUCAGUUUGACGGGUACUGCAGAAUUGAUUGUAUUGGCUUCGCCACAAAGUCAGGAUAAGUACUAUGCAGAAAAAAUCGAUGAUAUCUUUGAUUUCCACGUCGAUUAUGCAAAGAAAAUUAUUCAAAAUGGUGACAAUGUGAUGAUCUUAACCGAUCAACAACUUUACCCUGAUUAUGUCAAAGCAUUGGGUAAACAGCAUGUCACCAUCGCGCCUAUGCAAGAUAUUUGGAUGCGUGAUUUUAGUAGUGCCAAUCCCAAUCAACCUGUUCUUUUUCGUUAUACCGCAGCAGGACAAGGUGGAACCAAAAAAGCUCAAGCCAUUUCUGAUGAUGUUCAAGCAGACUUUAAAGCCUAUAGUCAAAAAGCUGGUUUAAAAUUUACCCAGACUCAACUGCUCAAUGAUGGCGGUAAUUGGGUUGAAGAUGGUUAUGGCAAUGUUGUGUUAAGCACCAAGUUCUUAGCUGACAAUCAUUUAACCGAAAACCAAGCUAGAGCACAGCUGAUCCGUUUAACGGGCGCUAAACAUAUUGCAUUUAUUGAAGCGGAUGAACAAGGUGGUUUAGAACAUGCGGAUGGUGUCGUAAGCUUUAUAGAUCAGAAUACUUUAGUGAUUAACACCUAUCCUGAAGACCCCGACUACGCCAAACAGUUAAAAAUUGAUUUAAAACGCGGUAUUCCAGAUAUCAAAAUUCAUGAAAUCACCACACCUUAUGAUGCGCAAAAUAUUGCUACAACCUACGAUCCUACCGAGAUCGAGAAAAAAUGGUACAAGACUUGGGAAGAGAAAGGUUAUUUCCAACCGUCUCGUAAAGGCGAUUCAUUCUGUAUCAUGAUUCCGCCACCGAACGUCACAGGUAGCUUGCACAUGGGUCAUGGUUUUAACAAUGCCAUCAUGGAUGCCUUGACACGUUACAACCGUAUGUCUGGUAAAAAUACUUUAUGGCAACCGGGUACUGACCAUGCGGGUAUUGCAACGCAAAUGGUGGUUGAGCGUCAAUUGGCAGCUCAAGACAUUAGUCGUCAUGAUUUAGGGCGUGAAAAGUUCAUCGACAAAAUUUGGGAAUGGAAAGAACAAUCUGGCGGCACAAUUACCCGUCAAAUUCGUCGUCUUGGCUCAUCUGUAGAUUGGUCACGUGAACGUUUCACCAUGGAUGAUGGCCUUUCAAAUGCUGUUAAAGAAUGGUUGCAACAACCCGUCCAGAAACAUUACUGGGUGAUACUGCUGUUGCAGUUGCUCCAGAUGACGAACGUUAUGCACACCUUGUUGAGCGCUUUGCUGCACGUAAAAAAUUGGUUGCACAAGCUGAAGCUGAAGGUUGGUGUGAUCAUUGAACCAUUAUUGACCGACCAAUGGUAUGUCAAGAUUGCGCCUCUUGCAGAGCCUGCAAUCAAAGCAGUAAAAGAUGGCGAUAUUAAGUUUGUGCCUGAACAAUACAGCAAUAUGUAUAUGGCUUGGAUGAACAACAUUCAAGACUGGUGUAUUUCUCGUCAAUUGUGGUGGGGUCACCGUAUCCCAGCUUGGUACGAUGCAGAAGGCAACAUAUAUGUUGGUUGUUCUGAAGAAGAAGUUCGUGAAAAAAACAAUAUCGCUGCUGAUAUUGAAUUAAACCAAGAUGAAGAUGUACUGGAUACAUGGUUCUCUUCAGGUCUUUGGACCUUCUCUACACUGGGUUGGACCGGUGAUGAAGCAAAAGAUAAAGAAAACUAUUUCUUAAAUACAUUCCACCCAACGGAUGUAUUGGUUACUGGUUUUGACAUCAUUUUCUUCUGGGUUGCCCGAAUGAUCAUGAUGACCAUGCACUUCAUGAAAAAUGAAGAUGGUCAAAAAAUGUCUAAAUCUAAAGGGAACGUACUCGACCCAUUAGAUUUGAUUGAUGGUGUAGAUCUUGAAACCUUAGUACAAAAACGUACCACUGGUUUAAUGAACCCUAAAGAUGCACCAAAAAUUGAGAAAUCUACACGUAAAGAAUUUCCUGAAGGCCGUGACAUUAAGUUCGAUAUGAAACGUGUUGAAGGCUAUCGUAACUUUGCCAACAAAAUCUGGAACGCAACCCGUUUCGUAAUGAUGAACUGUGAACAACAGCCAAUUGGUCAGGAAAUCCGUCAAGAUCUUUGGGAACUUCCUGAACAAUGGAUUGUCAGCCGUUUACAAAAAGCGGAAGCUGCCGUUCAACAAGCGUUUGCAACCUACCGUUUAGAUUUGGCUGCUCAAGCGAUUUAUGAGUUCAUCUGGAAUGAAUACUGUGACUGGUAUGUUGAACUGACCAAACCAGUACUGAAUGAUGAAAACGUAUCGGCUGAGCGUAAAGCAGAAGUUCGUCGUGUCCUUCUUUCUGUAAUGGAAGCGUCUUUACGUCUUGCACAUCCAAUCAUGCCAUUCUUAACUGAAGAAAUUUGGCAGACCCUUGCACCAAUGAUUGGUAUUGGUGGUGAAACCAUCAUGCUUGCGCCAUACCCUGUUCCAAAUCCUGAACGUAUCAAUGAUCAGGCUGAAGCAGAUAUGCUUGGGCUACAAGGCUUGAUUGGCGCUGUACGUAAUAUUCGUGGCGAAAUGGGCUUAGGCUUGAUUGAUCCGAAAGCAGAACUUGCUCGUUUGCAAAAAGACUUAGAUAAGGUUCAAAAACAGCAUGACCAAAUUGCUUCUAAACUUGCAAAUGAGGGCUUUGUGGCUAAAGCACCUGCUGCUGUUGUUGAAGGUGAAAAAGUUAAACUUGCUGAGUUUGUAGAUCAGUUAGCCAAGAUUAAAGCCAAUAUGGAACAGAUUGCGGCGCUUUAA